Messenger RNA from Venturia canescens, 3615 nucleotides. RefSeq names its product protein rhomboid-like (gene rho-6). NCBI's taxonomy places the organism in Eukaryota, Metazoa, Arthropoda, Insecta, Hymenoptera, Ichneumonidae. The transcript is spliced from 5 exons. Gene Ontology annotation, molecular function: serine-type endopeptidase activity. Gene Ontology annotation, cellular component: membrane. Bases 707 to 1693 code for a protein of 328 amino acids. The record is from RefSeq and is a predicted model, not a curated record.
CUAAUGAGAUCGUGAUUCCUCUGAACCUGUUCAAUGAGUGUGCUCAUUGUUGAUUCAAUGAACGAAUUUCUCUUUGUCUCUUAUUUUCAUUUUAUUUUACAUUUAUGACGAAAUCAGGAGACCCAUUGAUCCACGGAAUCAUAUUGAGAACGCACAUGAAAAUUUGCAUGCAUAUCGCGAGGCUCGCCUCAAUAGUGGGACAACUUUAAACUCGUUCUUUCAAAUUAAUCAUCUCUAAUUCUCCGUCCCAUGUGAUGUGAAUUAUCGAAAAUGACAACUAAAGAAUUCUGACAACCCGAGUUGAAAUUCCAUUCGAAUUAAAUAGGUGGUAAAACGAUUCCGAAAUAAUGCAAAAGUUGAUUGAAAACUUCGGGGGGAAACUUAGAAAAAAAGUCGAAUAUCGUUCGAGGAAGGUUUGAAGGUUUGAAGAAUUGAAUUUUGAUGAUGGCCUCGUCAUUUUUUUUCGAAAAAGCCGAGUCAAGUAGAGGUGGGGAAAGAAAAAACGAAAAAAGCGCUAUUGAGAAGUGGAGCUAGAGCAUUGGUUGAUGGCUCCUCUCGCCCCCGCGACCCCGAAUCUCUGUCAUCGCCCCUUGAAUGGAUGCGUUCCCCGGAACCCGAGAGAAAUUGAGAGAGAAGUGGAAUUGAAGUUCAUCGAUGCAGACGGAAAUCUCGAAACGUACGAGCUUUUGGCGCGCUCUCAUCGAGGAUGAGCCAAGGGGUUGAAGGGGCCGGAGCGCGGGACAGAAAAAGAGCAAACGCAAAGAAGAUUUCCGAAAAAAUGGACGUCGAAGCAGCGUUACUGGUGACGUCACCGACGUUGUCGACGAUUUCGACAACUUCUACGACGACCGAGCCCCGGCUCGAUGAUCAUAGUUAUCCUGAGAACCCAGAUUCACCCGACUGCGAGACUAAACCGGUGUUGAGAAAACUGAGAGACGACGAACUGACCUUGACUCCAAGACCGACUCCGAGACAUCCACUGCCACCGAGGAAACCAAAGUUUCGAAUUCGGCCGCCGUUUCUUAUGAUAUGUAUCAGUAUCAUUGAGAUAAGCAUCCACUUGCUGUGCGACACAUCAAUAAAAGAAUGGCUGGAUUAUCAUCCUCGAAGGAGAAUCCAAGGUUGGAGGUUUGCGUCCUACAUGCUUUUGCACUCGGAUGCAAUUCAUCUGAUAUCGAACGUCGUUAUUCAACUCGUACUUGCGACUCCACUCGAGGUCGAACAAGGGCGACUGGCAGUGGCUACGGUUUAUCUCGGUGGGGGUGUUUGCGGGGCGUUGGGAGCAUCGCUACUUCAUCCAAGUCUGCAUCUCGUUGGUGCAUCGGCAGGUGUCUAUGCUCUGUUAACCAGCCACCUGGCCCACUUGUAUCUGUGCCACGGAGAGCUCCGCUACGCCCGUUGGCGUUUGUGCGCUGUGCUUUUAUUAGCAGGAGCCGACGUGGCAGCAUUUCCCGUUCCAGCGUUGCUCGGCAUCGGAAGGGUUGGUUGGCCGGCUCACGUAGCAGGUGCCCUAGCGGGUCCUCUUCUUGGUCUUGCAGUCUUUCCGAAGCAAAGCAAAAAGGAUGCUCGAGGUCGUCGGUUCGUUGUUUUCGUCAGAUUCAUCUCGGCGGUUAGUCUGAUGUUGCUCAUUAUCGGGGCGAUACUCGGCAACAUUUAUCUCAUCGCGCUUCCCCAAUUGCACGAUCCUUCAUGACAGAAGUACGAGCUACUUGUCAGACUGUGCAAGAAAUCAUUUCUCAUAGUGAAAAUUCGAGAGAGCGUUCAACGAAUUUUCGAAUGAAUCGACGGACCGACGGAGACACAAAUCAAAGAGUCAAUAAGCCGCUGACUUGAAUCUUUAAGAACCUCAAUCACUUUUUCAAAAGCCACAAAACGGGGCAACCAUUUUCAUUAAUUUAUCGUUUCAUUAUUUAAAAUAAACGGUUGAAAAACUUGUAUAUUAUUAGAAUAAGAAUGUCGUAGAUAAAGAAAAAGUAGCUAGUCCAACGCGUUUAUAACAUUCGUCGGCUGAUAACAUUGACAAGUUGAUCUCAUCAGCAUCAUUAGAAUCAUCACUAUUAUCAAUAUCAUAAUAAUCUCGAAUCCUGACUCUGGUGGAAUAAAACAUCGAGCGAAAAUAUUAUAUAGAUCGCUCAGCACCAGCGAAUGGCUAUCAGUAUAAAACAAUCAAUGAAAAGAAAAAAAUCAUCAGCACAAGUUGAAAUGUUUGAAAAUCAUCGCUGUACUGUCCAUUGAAAAUUCAUCGCUCUGCCAUUAAAUUUACCUUGAGUUAAUGUACAGAGGCCAAUCAUCAGAUACACUUCGACAGUUAAAAACGCCCUCCGUAAACGAGAAUUCAUUGGCUGUCUUCCCUUGUAUAUCAUUGAUUGAGGGUGAAAAAAAAGGAUGAUAACUUCUCGUUCUUCCUGAUUUUCAUCGUGUAACUAACCGAGUAGCGUCUUGAAGUGCGGUGGAUUAAACUUUGGAGAUUUCACUAUCGGGUAAAUUUUGUUUUUUAAAUGUCCUUCACCGCACAACGUAAUUAUUGAAGGGUGAAAUACAUCGUUGAAAAAAAAGGCACGAACAGUUCGAUUUUCGAGAAUCUCAAUAGUAUUCGAACGAUUUUUGUUUCGUUUCUUUUCGGAUCGAUAUUCGAAUAGUCUCUAAAUCGUGUUCAUUGCAUUUUUGAGCGCGCGUUGCAGACAUACACGUUAGUUGGAUAAGGCAAAAUAGAUAUUCGAGAUCUCGUUAAAUUACAGUAUUAGACAAAUUCCACACGAUGAAUCGUUUCAAAAGAAUUAACGACAUUGAAAUUCAUUCGAAUUUGUUCAGAAUGAGAAAAAACGACAUCGGAACUCUCUUAUUUCACUGCCCGUUUAAUAAUAGACAUUAUUAUUCGAUGAUAAGAACUGUAAAUGAGUUAAAAUCGGAAAAGAUUUGAUACCGGAAUAUUAAUAUCCACGAUGAUAAAGAGAAUCGAUUCUUAUUCGAAUUUCGUCUCUAUUUCCGGCCCCGAGUGGAAACCAGAAAAUAGAUUGAAAAUACGACGAGACGCACCGGGACAGAAAAGUCUCGACUGUAAAAAGUCAUCACAUUUCACGUACGGGAAAGUUGAAAUCGAAAGGAAAAAUUCAAAGUGUCGUGAAGAAUGAAAGAAUUGUGCGAAAUGAUGAGAGCGAAGAAAAAUUGUUUAUCGAUAUUACGUAAAGUAAACUGGCUGUGAUUAUUUUAGUCUUAUCAUCAUCGAUCGACACAAGUAUGUGGAGUGUUGAAAUUUGUAAAUAAUUGAUAAUAAUUAAUCGAACGCUAUGUAUAUCCGAAUCAUAACUGAAUUCAUUUACAUCCUGUACUGCCAAUAAGGAUAUUUCAUAGUAAUCAACGAUAUGAUUGAUAACAAUGAUACCUAAAUAAAUAAACUUGAUAAAAUAAAAUAUUCGUAAUCUAAAAAAUAGUAUUAAUAAUGAUAUUAAGUUAUACUAAGGAAUUAAGUGGUGCGUGUGUGUAUCGAAACAAUCAAUUACGUGCAAUAAUAAAACAAAUAUUUGGAAAUAGAAGAGAGAGAGAGAAAAAAGGAGCGACGAGCGACAAGAGUGGAAGAAAUACAAAACGUCCAAUUAAGACAACAAAAACAAACAA